Rosa chinensis is the source of this 4360-nucleotide messenger RNA. Its product is annotated as pentatricopeptide repeat-containing protein At4g20090. Gene Ontology annotation, molecular function: protein binding. The coding region runs from base 222 to 2186 and encodes 654 amino acids. Lineage: Eukaryota; Viridiplantae; Streptophyta; Magnoliopsida; Rosales; Rosaceae. The transcript has 4 exons. The record is from RefSeq and is a predicted model, not a curated record.
AUUGUAGAAAAUAGCGAGCUCCCAAUCAGAGUUCCCAGGUUAGCUCUCUGUUGAGCUCAAAAACCCUCCAAACCCCCCAAAGAACAUAGCUUUUGAGCUCCACACCCUUCACCCACUUCUCUGUGAGACUUUCCCUCUCUCUGAAAUGCCCAAAACCCAUCAAAACCCACUUCUUUGAUUCUGAAACACCCUUAAACCCAAUAAACCCCUUCUAAAACCCUAUGCCAAAAUGCCCAACUCACUACUCAAAGCUCCUCACCUCCUCAAUCCACCAACGCCUCAAGAAUCACACCCUCUUCCCAAUUGACCUCUCAUCUCCUUCACUCCAAUGUCACCUCUCAUCUCUUUCAGUUCCAUCAGACAAUGACGAACCAGAGCCCCCAAUUUCCGACGAAAUCUUCAGGAAAGGUCCGAACUUUGGGUCUUACAAGUCAGGUGAUUCAACUUUUUAUUCACUCAUUGAGAACUAUGCGAGUCUGGGGGAUUUUGGGUCCUUGGAGAAGGUUCUGGAUCGAAUGAAACGCGAAAGGAGAGUUUUUAUUGAGAGGAGUUUCAUUGCUGUGUUUAGAGCUUUUGGGAAAGCACAUUUGCCCAAUAAAGCUGUAGACUUGUUUCAUAGAAUGGUAGAUGAGUUUCAGUGUAGGAGGACUGUUAAGUCGUUUAAUUCGGUUCUUAAUGUUAUUGUACAGGAGGGUCAUUAUGCCCAUGCAUUGGAGUUUUAUGAUCAUGUUGUUGGUGAUAGAAACAUGAAUAUUUUGCCGAAUGUGCUUAGUUAUAAUUUGAUUAUUAAGGCCAUGUGUAGGUUUGGAUUGGUUGAUAAGGCUGUCGAGAAGUUUAGGGAAAUGCCGGUCAGGGAUUGUGCUCCUGAUGUGUUUACGUAUUGUACAUUGAUGGAUGGGUUGUGCAAGGUGAAUCGGAUUGACGAGGCCGUGUUUUUGUUGGAUGAGAUGCAGAUUGAGGGCUGCUCACCGAGUCCUGCGACGUUCAAUGUGUUGAUUGAUGCAGUGUGCAAGAAGGGUGACUUGGGGCGUGCGGCAAAGCUUGUUGAUAAUAUGUUUCUUAAGGGGUGUAUUCCCAAUGAAGUGACUUAUAACACACUUAUACAUGGUUUGUGUCUCCAGGGGAAGUUGGAGAAGGCAGUGAGUCUUUUGGAUAGAAUGGUUUUGAAUAAAUGUGUGCCCAAUGAUGUCACCUACGGGACAAUCAUCAAUGGACUUGUUAAGCAAGGACGAUCUCUUGAUGGAGCUCGAGUGUUGAUAUCUAUGGAAGAAAGAGGGCGUCGUGCAAAUGAGUAUAUUUAUUCAGUUCUUGUUAGUGGAUUGUUCAAGGAGGGAAAAUCUGAAGAGGCAAUGAAAUUGUGGAAGGAGAUGAUGGAAAAGGGAUGUAAACCCAACACCGUGGUGUAUAGUGCUCUUAUAGAUGGUCUUUGUUUGGAUGGAAAACCUGAUGAAGCUAAGGAAGUAUUCUGUGAGAUGGUGCAUAAUGGUUGCAUGCCCAAUUCCUACGCUUACAGUUCCUUAAUGAAGGGUUUCUUCCAGGCAGGUCAGGGUUAUAAAGCAAUUCUUUUGUGGAAAGAAAUGACAGACAAUAAUGUUAUACGUAAUGAGGUCUGUUACAGUGUCAUAAUUCAUGGUUUUUGCAAGGACGGGAAAGUUAAAGAGGCCUUGAUGGUGUGGAAGCAGAUGCUUGCCAGAGGAUAUAAACCAGACGUUGUGGCUUAUAGCUCAAUGAUUCAUGGCCUUUGCAACGAUGGAUUGGUUGAGCAGGGUUUGAAACUUUUUAAUGAAAUGCUUUCUCAGGAACCUGAAUGUCAGCCCGAUGUCAUCACUUAUAACAUACUUUUGAAUGCUCUCUGCAAGCAGCGUAACAUCUCACGUGCCGUUGAUCUUUUAAACAGUAUGUUGGAUCGGGGUUGUGAUCCUGACUUAGUUACUUGUGACAUCUUCCUAACAACUUUGGGAGAAAAGCUCGACCCACCUCAAGAUGGGAGGGAGUUCCUAAAUGGGCUAGUUGUCCGGCUAAUUAAGCGGCAGAGGAUAGUAGGUGCUUCCAGAAUUGUUGAAGUGAUGCUGAAAAAGUUUUUGCCGCCGACAGCCUCUACUUGGACAAGAGUCGUACAAGAGCUUUGCAAGCCUAAGAAGGUUAGAGCAGCCAUUGACAAAUGUUGGAGCAGCCUAUAUUGCUAAUUUAUGAGCGUCUUACAGUGGCACUUUUGCAAAUAUUGAUGAGUGGAAUGUCUGUUACGUGAAAAUGUGCAAACGUUCAAAAGAGGUCCUCCUAUUCAGUCCCCUAAACAGCAUAUGUCAGUUGUUACAGGUUAACCCGGGACAAGUAAACAAUAGGCUUGUUGGGGAAUUGACAUUUCUAUUGGUAGAAUAGUCAAUUUGUAUUCAGGGGUGAUUUCAAGGUUCUGCCUUCUCUCUAGUAUUGCUAUUGAUAACUUUCAGUGGUUCUGGCGAUUCUGGCAUACCUUUCUUAUGGGCCAUAUCAUAGGUUGCAUGAAGGCCAAAGAAAGCAUAGUAUAUAAGCAUCACAACAGUGCAUAUUCCAAAUCUUUCAAAAGCAGAAGAACUCAAAGAUCCCAUGAGAAAAAUAUUUGUGGCAAUUGACAAGGAUGGCAACCAAGGAACCAGUGGAACCCCCCAGACUUUUGGUGACCUCUGUUGAGGUAGAAACACUGACAUUGCCAAAGUUGCAAAGAACCAAAGAGGAACUGUCACAACAUAACCAAUCCAACCAUUGGGAUUCAAUCCCCAGUAAGCUGAAGUCCCUAUUGAGGAAGAAAUAAUGAUCACCAAGUAAACAACUAGCUUCAAGAGAUGUGGUUUUGGGGUGACAUCUGUCACGUAGUAUCUCCUCACUAGAAGUGCAACAGCCAUCAACGUGAAGAUAAAGAGUGUGCUCACCGAUAACAGGCUUGUCAAGACGUCCAAGCUUGAAAAGAAAGCAAUGCAGGAACUUGAAACAACUAUCAAGAGUGUAGCAUUUAUGGGGGUUCCUGUCUUUGGAUGGACAAGAGCAAACCAUGGUGGAAUCAUGUGGGCUCGUGCUAUGUGAGUGAUAUACCGAGCCUGUCCAAGUGUUCCCACCAGAAGAACAGUGGUCAUUCCCUUGAGAGCACCAAGAGCUACCAGGUACUUGGCCCAUGUCAUGCCCACACUUUGAAAUGCGGUAGAGUAAGCUGCAUUUGGGUCUAUGUCUGUGUAUUUCUGCAUCAUAGGCAGUGAAAGUGCCAUUAAACAAUAUACAACAGUUAUGAUUGACAUUGAUCCAAGCAAUCCAAUCGGUAUGUCUCUGGAUGGAUUUUUGGUUUCUUCGGCCAUGGUGGCAAUGUUGUCAAAUCCUCCGUAAGCAAAGUAAACAAUUGCAGCUGCUUGAAAGACCCCUUUAGGCCCAAAAGGCAUAAAAGGUUUCAUAUUUGAGAGUUUAGCUUGGGAAAACCCUGCAAUCAAUACAAACAAUAUUACAACAUUAUUGACUGCGGAUGCUAUCCAAUUCAAGUAAGAGGUUUUCCUUGUGCUGAUCAUUGUAAUUGUAGCAGCUACAGCCAGAACAACAACAGCUAUUGGGUCCAGGAGAUUGUAGCCCCCAGUGAGAUUUGUGUGGAAGCGUAAUGAGUUGGAGGGACGAUUCAAGAGCGAUGUGAAGUAAGAAGUCCAGGCUCUGGCAACUGCUGCACUUCCUACAACACCCUCAAGAAGUAUAUUUCCUGCUGUUAUGAAUGCUACAAAGUCUCCUAACUCAAUCCGGAGGUAAGCAAAAGAUCCACCAGCCGCUGGUAUUUCGACUGAAAAUUCAGUGUAGCAGAAGACAGAGAGCAUUGCCGAGAUACCUGAAGCAACAUAGGACAAGACAAUAGCUGGUCCAGCAUGUCUAUGCGUUUCUUGCCCAGUAAGCACAAAGAUGCCUGCACCAAUUACUGAACCGAAACCAAACCAGAUGAGAUCCCACCAUGUGAGGCAACGUUUCAUGUUAUUCUCACUUUGUUUCGGGAGCUCCCUAGUCUCAUUUUCAUCAUUUGAUCUGCUUAUGAGUCGGUCCUUGAACCUGUGGCGCGUCUGUGACAAGGCAGUUCGAUAUGCGCUCCAAUUUUGAAAGGACUCUUCUGGCAGGAAAUCUUGUUUGCUCCAUCUCCAGUAGGUUCUUGGCUGGACUUCUUCACCAAUUUCUCCCUCGGAACUCAUUAGGUCUAUUUUCCCUUAUAUUCUCUUCACUAAAACUUAAGGCAACUGAAAUAUAAGAAUAUUGGUUACUCUCCUUGCCUCCUUCCCCUUCACUUAUGUAGUGUGAAAUGUUAAAAGAUUGGUUUGGAUUCUAAUCCCCUAAUUUCAGAAUUGUUCAAUUAUUGGUGUUGAGACUA